UGGACCUGCAGAGUUUGGACUCUCUGACUCAGUCUGCAGACAUCAUGGCUCAGCUGGUGGAGUGCGUCCCCAACUUCUCUGAGGGUCGAAAUAAAGAGGUGAUUGAUGCGAUCGCCGCCGCCGUCUCUGGCACCCCGGGCUGCAGUCUGCUGGAUGUCGACCCUGGUGCCUCCACCAACCGCACCGUCUACACCUUCGUGGGCUCGCCUGCGGCUGUGGUGGAGGGCGCGCUGAACGCCGCCCGGCAGGCCUUUACCCUCAUCGACAUGAGCAAACACUCAGGUGAGCAUCCUCGGACCGGAGCGCUGGACGUCUGUCCCUUUAUCCCCGUCCAGAAUGUCUCCAUGGACGACUGCGUCCAGUGCGCCAACGCCUUUGGACAGAGACUGGCAGAGAUGCUGCACGUCCCCGUGUAUCUUUAUGGAGAAGCAGCACGAAAGGAAACGAGGAGAAGUCUUCCAUCUGUCCGAGCUGGAGAGUAUGAAGCUUUACCUGACAAGCUGAAGCGUCCUGAUUGGUCCCCUGACUUUGGCCCCGCCAUGUUCGUACCGUCGUGGGGCGCGACAGUAACCGGCGCUCGUAAGUUCCUCAUCGCCUACAACGUGAACCUGAUCAGCACCAAGGAGCAGGCUCACCGCAUCGCUCUGGACAUCAGAGAGCAGGGCCGAGGGAAAGACCAGCCGGGGCUGCUGCAGAAGGUGCAGGGGAUGGGCUGGUACCUGGACGAGUCCAACAUUGCUCAGGUGUCCACCAACAUCCUGGAUUACGAGCUGACCCCCCUCCACAGGGUGCACCAGGAGGUCUGCAGGGAGGCUGAGGAGCUGAAGCUGCCUGUGGUGGGAUCUCAGAUCGUGGGUUUGAUCCCUCUGAAGGCCGUGCUGGACUCUGCUGACUUUUUCAUCCACAGAGACGGACUCUUUAUCGUCGAAGAGGAGCACAAAGUCCGCCUGGUGAUCAGUAAACUCGGCCUCGACUCUCUCGGUCCGUUCAACCCUGAGGAGAGAAUCAUAGAGUACAUGGUGAGGUCACAUGAGGACAGCCAGCUGGUGUCUCUGUCUGUGCAGCAGUUUGUUCGGAGUGUUGGCGCUCGGACGGCUGCUCCCGGUGGAGGAUCGGUGUCUGCCGCUAUCGCUGCUAUGGGGGCGGCAUUGGGCGCCAUGGUGGGUCAGAUGACGUACGGGAAGAGGCAGUUUGAGAACCUGGACGGCGUGAUGAGGAGGCUGAUUACGCCGUUUCAUCACGCCAUGAAUGACCUGCUGAUCAUGGUGGACGCCGACUCAUCAGCCUUCAACAGCUACAUGGCGGCACUGAAAAUGCCGAAGAACACUGCAGAGGAAAUAAAAAGGAGAGAGGCUGCGAUGCAGGAGGGUCUGCAGCGAGCGGUGAGCGUGCCCUUGGCUCUGGCUGACAGGAUCAGCGUCCUCUGGUCUCCUCUGAAGGAAAUGGUCGUCCAUGGAAACAUCGCCUGCAAGUCCGAUGCUCAGGUGGCAGCUAAAGCUUUAGAGACGGCGGUUUUCGGAGCGUAUUACAACGUCAUCAUCAACCUUAAAGACGUGACAGACGACACCUUCAGGAUGGCUACUCAGAAGAGAGUGGCGGCGUUGCUGCAGGAGGCGAAGGAGAGCGCCGCUGCCGUCCUCCUCGCUGCUGACAAGAGGAACUGAAUCUUCUUCUUCUACGAUGUUUAAACUCAGAAUCUUAGUCAGUUAUCUUAGUGUUUUUACGUGAUCAGUUAAUGAACCUGGUCUACAGCUACGUCUUAUUUUAAUAUCGUCCACAGAAGAUGAUUCACUGUUCUCCUCACUGAUGUUAAAUGUUAAUAAAACUGUUUCUGAUCUUUGACCCUGAAAA
This is a messenger RNA of Epinephelus lanceolatus (giant grouper), 1851 nucleotides long. It is a transcript of the gene ftcd, whose product is annotated as formimidoyltransferase cyclodeaminase. The record is from RefSeq and is a predicted model, not a curated record. Gene Ontology annotation, molecular function: folic acid binding; transferase activity. Lineage: Eukaryota; Metazoa; Chordata; Actinopteri; Perciformes; Serranidae.